AUGGCAGCUCUCGAAGAUCUUCCGUGGCUAAAUUCCAUGGCUUCCCCAACCAACCAUCAGGAACAUGGCUCUCCUGACUCGCAGCCGCCAACUGUUGCUCCAUUCUCUCCUUCUACCAUCACGGGCUCAGCGCUAAGCUCGCGCCAACGCUCCAGCAUCAUCGUGCAUCGCAAGUCACCACUGCUGGUCGCUACGCCACCACCCAUCACUCGGGCUCUAGCCCAUUCACACCCGUUUCUCCUACCACUGAAUAGGUUGAUGGGCCUACUGACAUGGACGACCGAGGAUCCAUGGCAGAGCUUCCUACUGGUAGCUACAUUCUGGACAGUGGUUCUCUACAGUGACGCUAUUAUUCUCUGGGCAGGACCUAUUAUCGUCGUUAUUUCGUUGAUCUUGGGAAUGUACAGCCGGCGGUUCUCGCCCUUGUCAUCAACAACCUCGACAGGCGAGAAGCAUCUCAGAAAAGACUCGAUAGAAAUCACUACCCGGCAUCACAAGAGCUUGGAUGAGAUCUUGGAAACGCUGCGCACAUUGACAACCCGAUGCAAUGUGAUGCUUGAACCCUUACUAAAAUUCACAGAUUUUCUGUCAACCCAACGAACAGCGACAUCAGCAACCACACGGCCUGCGCUGACCGUGCUCUUUAUCCGCAUCCUCUUCGUCACUCCUAUAUGGAUUAUCUUGACACUCCCUCCAUUCUACCUAAUAACUACCCGCCGCGUGGUUAUGACAGUUGGAACUAUAAUUUUGACUUACCACUCUCGACCUGCGCGUGUGUCCCGUGUCAUCCUUUGGCGAUCACGCCUAGUACGUCAAAUCUGCGCAAUUGUGACUGGUCUGUCCGUAGCAGACCCUCCACAUAGCUCAAAUAAGUUUCAAGAGCAAAGCAAGGGCCUAAACAUUGCAACACGGCGACGUGGCUCGUCCGGUGUUCGGUUCACCUUCGUCGUCUAUGAGAAUCAGCGUCGUUGGCUAGGCAUCGGUUGGACAUAUUCUCUACUUCCGGCUGAGCGUAGCGCUUGGACGGACGAGCAUUUAAGCUCUGUCCCACCCAAAGAUGCCUUUGAACUGCCUGAUGUCCGAACAGGAGAUGCGGAAUGGCGAUGGGUCGAAGGGACCGAAUGGCGUAUCGAGGGUACAGGGGCCAAUGGGAAACCGACUAACGGCGAGGGGUGGAUCUACUAUGAUAACAAGUGGAAUGAUGGUCGUCGCGGACAGGACGGUUGGGACCGAUAUACACGUCGACGGAAGUGGUACCGCGAUGCAGAACUAGUCGAGGUACAGGGGAAAGAGGACACGAAAGGUUCUGAAGACACAGUUCGCAAUUACACACAGGUUCCUGAAAAAAACGAUAACAAAGAUGAAAAGGAAAGAGAAGAACAAACUGAUGCCGAGCCCUACAGCGUCUCCACUCUCAAACCUAGGCGUCGGCAUUGGUUCAGCAGCGGCAAAUACAAAGAUAAGGAUCGUGCCAGCAGUGCUGGGCCCACUGAUGGGGCUGCAGAUGCUGGUUGUUCAACAGGCAUAAGCUUUUCAGAUGGCACUGGGAGUGCAAAAAGUGACUCUCGUCCAGUUAGUACGCAGAGCUCUUCGAAGCGGUCCCGUCGUAGCCGCAGGGAAGGCAGUGUGGCGAAGAGCGAUACUUCUAGUAUGCGUGAGAGCCUCACAAAUACACAAGAUCAUCAUGACAGGUGGGCAACAAGGGCGUCGGGAGGGACAGAGAGGGCGGAGCGGGAGUUUGGAUUAAGUGAUGAAGUCAAUAUGGCACUUAGCUGA
This is a messenger RNA of Penicillium taxi, 1776 nucleotides long. Its product is annotated as PEX28-32 family peroxisomal membrane protein. Gene Ontology annotation, biological process: peroxisome organization. The transcript is spliced from 3 exons. Bases 1 to 1776 code for a protein of 591 amino acids. Gene Ontology annotation, cellular component: peroxisomal membrane. Lineage: Eukaryota; Fungi; Ascomycota; Eurotiomycetes; Eurotiales; Aspergillaceae. The record is from RefSeq and is a predicted model, not a curated record.